AUGGCGGCCGCCGGAGGAGAGUCUUCUGCGAAGCCAGAAUCAGAUGAACUUUUUCAGAAUUUUUACACCGAGGUUAAGCAGAUUGAGAAGAGAGACUCUGUGUUCACAUCUAAGCAGCAGAUCGACAGACUGCUGAGACCAGGCGCUUCCUACUUCAAUCUCAACCCUUUUGAGGUCCUUCAAAUAGACUCCGAUGCAACUGAUGAUGCAUUAAAGAAACGUUUCAGAGCGUUGUCCAUUUUGGUCCAUCCCGACAAAAACCAAGAUGAUCCCGACAGAGCGCAGCUGGCGUUUGAAGCUGUGGAUAAGGCCUACAAGUCCCUCCUGGACCCAGACCAAAAGAAGAGGGCUGUGGAUGUGGUCCAGGCUGGACGGGAAUACGUCGAGCACAUAGUGAGCGAGAAAAGGAAAAAAUUGAAGAAGGAUGGAAAGGACCAGACGGUGGAAGAGGACGACCCAGAAGUGUUUAGGCAAGCCGUGUACAAGCAGACCAUGAAGCUGUUUGCAGAACUGGAAAUAAAGAGGAAGGAAAGGGAAGCCAAGGACAUGCACGAAAGAAAAAGAGCAAGAGAAGAAGAAAUCGAAGCAGCUGACAAAGCAAAGAGAGAUCGGGAGUGGCAGAAAAACUUUGAGGAAACGCGGGACGGACGAGUGGACAGUUGGAGGACCUUUCAGGCAAAAGGCAAAAGUAAAAGCAAAGCUAAGAACAAAGGAGAGAAACGGUCGUUCCUGAAGCCUCCCAAAGUGAAGAUGGAGCAGAGGGAAUGA
This is a messenger RNA of Knipowitschia caucasica, 768 nucleotides long. The record is from the annotation of a GenBank genome assembly. Lineage: Eukaryota; Metazoa; Chordata; Actinopteri; Gobiiformes; Gobiidae.